Messenger RNA from Pipistrellus kuhlii (Kuhl's pipistrelle), 2082 nucleotides. RefSeq names its product vanin 1 (gene VNN1). The transcript is spliced from 8 exons. NCBI's taxonomy places the organism in Eukaryota, Metazoa, Chordata, Mammalia, Chiroptera, Vespertilionidae. Bases 135 to 1655 code for a protein of 506 amino acids. Gene Ontology annotation, molecular function: hydrolase activity, acting on carbon-nitrogen (but not peptide) bonds, in linear amides. The record is from RefSeq and is a predicted model, not a curated record.
CUUUUUUUUUUUUAAUUCCAGAUGUUGUGAUUUGUCUUUAAAGCACUAAGUUCUGAGAACCACGUGCCUCAUUGUAAUUUCUCUCUAUAAACACUAGGGCUUGCUCUGUUUUUCCACAGUCCUUGGACUUCAUCAUGAUUAUUUCUCAGCUGCUGGUUUGUGUGGCAAUUUCAGUUUUCUGUGUCUUAAAAGCCAGCUCCCUGGACACCUUUAUUGCAGCUGUUUAUGAGCAUGCAGUGAUUUUGCCGAAUGUCACCCUCACACCAGUGCCCCGUGAAAUGGCAUUGGGGCUAAUGAGCAGAAAUCUGGACCUUUUGGAGGGAGCAAUCACCACCGCAGCAAAACAGGGUGCACAUAUUAUUGUGACUCCAGAAGAUGGUCUUUAUGGCUGGAACUUCAAUAGAGAAUCUAUCUACCCAUACCUGGAAGAUAUCCCAGACCCUCAAGUGAACUGGAUCCCUUGUAAUCAUCCCAACAGAUUUGGCCACACCCCAGUCCAAGAAAGACUCAGCUGCCUGGCCAAGGAAAACUCUAUCUACGUUGUGGCAAAUAUUGGGGACAAGAAGCCAUGCAAUGCCAGUGACCCCCAGUGUCCUUCUGAUGGCCGUUACCAAUACAACACUGAUGUGGUGUUUGACUCUCAAGGAAAACUGGUGGCACGCUAUCAUAAGCAAAACCUUUUCUUGGGUGAAGAUCAAUUCAAUGCACCCAAGGAGCCUGAGGUUGUGACUUUCGACACCGCCUUUGGGAGAUUUGGCAUAUUCACGUGCUUCGAUAUACUCUUCCACGAUCCUGCUGUGACCCUGGUGAAAGACUUCCAUGUGGACACCAUUCUGUUUCCCACAGCGUGGAUGAAUGUUUUGCCGCAUUUGUCAGCUAUUGAAUUCCACUCAGCUUGGGCCAUGGGCAUGAAGGUCAAUUUCCUUGCAUCAAAUAUACAUCACCCCUCAAAGAAAAUGACAGGAAGUGGCAUCUACGCACCUGAUUCUCCAAGAGCAUUUCAUUAUGAUAUGAAGACAGAGAAGGGAAAACUCCUUCUCUCACAGCUGGAUUCCCACCCAAAGCGCCCCAUCGUGGUGAAUUGGACUUCUUAUGCUAGUGGAAUAGAAGCAUUCCCAACAAGCAACAAGGCAUUUAAGGGCACUGUCUUUUUUGAUGAAUACACCUUCUUGGAGCUGAGAGGAGUCACAGGAAAUUAUACAGUUUGUCAGAAAGAGCUCUGUUGUCAUCUAAGCUAUAAGAUGUCUGAGAAGAGAACAGAUGAAGUGUACGCCCUAGGGGCAUUUGAUGGACUACAUACUGUGGAAGGGAGCUAUCAUUUGCAGAUUUGCACUCUGUUGAAGUGUAAGACAACGAGCUUACACACGUGUGGUCACUCAGUUGAAACUGCUUUCACCAGGUUUGAAAUGUUCUCCCUCAGUGGCACCUUUGGAACCCAGUAUGUGUUUCCUGAGGUGCUGCUGAGUGAAAUUCAGCUUGCACCUGGAGAAUUUCAGGUGUUGAGUGAUGGACGCUUGCUGAGCCUGAAGCCACCAUCUGGACCUGUCUUGACAGUAACUCUGUUUGGGAGGGUGUAUGAGAAGGACCAUACAUCCAAUGCUUCAUCAGACUUCAUGGAAUACACACUAACACAACACAGAAAAAAUGCCAUAUAAACACAAAGGAAACAAGAGGCUGGCUGACUUUGGAUCUAAGGAUCACAGCAGCACAACCCGGGAUCUGCGAAGAGAAGGACAGAGGCACCAGGACAACUGGUUUCUUUUCCAGACAGCCAGCUGCAGGGUACGUGUAGCUCUGCCAGUGGGAAGCAUGCCUGCACCUGUGAGCAAAGGGAACUAGCUCCUCAGACACUGCUAGAAAUAUAAAAACUUAUAAUUUUACAGCAGUUGAAAUCCUGACCUCAAUAUUAAAAUAAAAGCAAGUUUUGCAAAACAACCAAAAUACAAAAGACUGAACGAAGAGACGCUGUAUGAAAACUGGGCAUUGAACUGUGUCUAGUGGUGGAAAUGGAAAAUGGCGCCUGCCCACCUCCCCUAGGUGAUUAGUAAUUGUAUAGAGCACAUGUGUCAAACACAAGGCCCG